AUUAACGAACAGCAAGCAAACGAGUCAAGUAGUUGAUUGAAAAGUACAGUGAAGAAAUAUAGUUUUUGCUAAAAAGAAAAACAUUGAACACAAACAACAUUUCACACACAAAAAUAUAAGCAAAGUGAAAAUGCCUUUCCUAACACGCGAAUAUAAUUUCCACGAGUCGGAAUUGGCCGCCGCUAAAGAUCAGCGCACAAUGGCUUUGCGCAGCGUUAAAAAACUAUUACGUCCGCUCAUGCGCAUCAUCAAGAAGAAGCAGUUGUUGCAGAAAACGCUCGCCGAGGUGAAACAACAGAAUGAUUACAAUUCCUCCCUGGAAGAUAUGCGUAAAGAUCCGGCCGCACUCAAUGCCUACGAUGACAAUUUGGCCAAUGAGGCAUUGGAGCAGCGUUUGUAUGAAGAAUUGCAGCAAAGCGCACCGGAGGCGGCAAUUGUUGUACGUCAGGGUGAUAGCCAACAAGUGGUGCCUGUACAACAACAAACCUACAUACCAGUACAUUUUGCGCGCACCGCUAACGGCACAUUCUUCUGGACCUCCAGCGAUAUGCCACGCCAACAGGAAUUGCAAUUACGUCAACAGCUCGACCGUUGGGGUCAAGCGUAAAUUGUGCAGUCGAUGAACGGGGAUUCGGUAGCAGCUUUAAGCGCAACGGCCACUUUGCAGCGCCAGCUAAGCGGCAUAUUUGCGCCUUAACCGCCACGCAUGCGCGGUGUUAGCUUCCUAUUUUAUGCUUUUAAGUUAGCGUUUUUAGUGUGAGUUUAUUUAAAAAAAAAUAUAAUAUUUUUGCGGUGAUAUUAGCUUUUAGUGCUAUGGCUAUAACUUUUUUACGUACAUUUGUAUAUAUAAAAAAAUGAUUGAUAUUCAAUUGUGAAAAUUUUACAUAUUUAAGUAACUGUAACGGCAAAUUUAUGUCUUUGUCUUAUUUGUGAUUUUUUUAUAAGCGAGUUUAGUAAAUGUAAUUGUAAUUUUUGUGAAAUUGCGCAACUAAAGCAAUCUAGGUUAAAAGCUUUAAAAAUCAUUUAUGUCUUCCUAAAUUUAGUUGAGCUUUUGCAAGUGGUUUGCAUUAGUCUAAAUACAGGUAAUUAGCGCUUAGAAAUUCAUUGUCUUCCAUGUAAAAUGUAUUUUGUAAGGAAAUUUAAAUAGUUUUAAGUGGAAAAA
Molecule: messenger RNA, 1162 nt
Organism: Ceratitis capitata (Mediterranean fruit fly)
Lineage: Eukaryota; Metazoa; Arthropoda; Insecta; Diptera; Tephritidae
Gene: Tom
Product: enhancer of split malpha protein
Exons: 1
Coding region: 131-607 (158 amino acids)
Biological process (GO): sensory organ development; Notch signaling pathway
Source: RefSeq, a predicted model, not a curated record